AUUAGGCUAUGACCGAUUAAACGAAUAACAUUCUUCUCUAUCGAGUAUGCUUCAAAAUAGUUUUUAAACUAAUCUUUCUCUUUAGUCAUUCGCGUAAUAACUUUGGUUACAUUCGUAUAUCUUUGCGAACAAUACGGAAGACAAUUUAUCUGCUUAGAAACAUUAACAGCGUAGCAAAGACCGAGAGAUCUAAACAAACAGUACAUCGAAACCGCUCAUUAUCGUUGAAAAAUUUAAAUUGUUUUUUCCGUUUGUUUUUUUUCUGUUAAUUGACAUUUCAUUUGGUCAUACUGUUUAAUUUCGAGUCAAGUGUUUGUGUGUUUAUAUAAAGCUAUGGAAACAAUUGUCGAUCCUGCGGAAUCGUUACGUGAUUCACCAAAAUUCAGGAUCACAUUAGAUAAACAUGAAUCACAGAUCGAUCUCUUCGAAAAAACAAUUUCUGAGGUUUUGAAACAAUGUUCAUCGAUGAUUGAAAUUGGUAAACAAUAUAAUCGAAUUAAACAACAUUUUCUUCAAUCAUUGGUUAAUCUUUGUCAUUGUUUCAACGAUGAACCCGAUAUAUCCAAAUUGAUUAGUCGAUUUAUCGAGCCAUUAUAUGAAAUCAAUAAAUACGAAAACAUCCUAAAUGAACAACAUAACCAAAAAUUUCAGGAAAACCUUUCGACUUUUCUACAUAGUGAUAUUGGCACAGUAAAAGAAUUGAAACGACGUUUUCAGAAACGUAGCGAUGAUUUAGAUCUGGUAUUCACGCGCCAUUCACAAAUACCAAAGAAUAAACAAGCCGAAUGGAAAGAUGCAUGUAACAUGUUGACCGCCACGAAAUCUUGUUUUCAACAUUUAACAUUAGAUUAUGUUGCUCAAUUGACAUUAUUUGUUAGCAGAAGAAGGCAUAUUGUUCUUGAUUCAUUGUUAGCAUUAACUACCGCCCAUGGAACACAUUUUCAUCAAGCAUAUGAAACGUUUGAAGAUAUGAAAGAUUUCAAUGCUGAAGUCGCCAACCAUCUGAUAAAAAUGCACUCAGAGAGUACCAAAUUAGAAAAAUCUUUGAGCAAUCGACAUCAUUUGGUUCAACAACACGAAACAGUGCCGCCUUUAAUUCGCAAUGGCGAGACAAUUUGUAUUGAAGGUUAUCUGUUUAAACGAACUACGAAUGCAUUCAAAUCAUGGAAUCGGCGCUGGUUUAUCGUUCAAAAUCACCAACUGUCUUAUCAGAAAAGAUCAAAUGAAGAACCCCAUGUUAUGGAACAAGAUCUUCGACUUUGUAAUGCUCGUCCAGUUUUUGAAAUUGAUAGAAGAUUUUGUUUUGAAGUAGUGUCACCGACAAAAAGCCAUUUACUGCAAGCUGAAUCUGAAGAAUCUUGUAAACAGUGGUUAGCGGCUCUACAAGCCGGUAUCGAUGCUGCAUAUAGCAGUAAUCGUGAAUCUGAUUCAACUUUAACUAAUAAUAAAAGAAAUAGUUCCACUUACCUCGAAUCAUCUUCAUUAGAUUCUGUCUCUGGCAACGAUAGAUGUGCCGAUUGUGGUUGUAAUGACCCCGUAUGGGCCAGUAUAAAUCUUGGCAUCACUUUAUGUAUUGAAUGUUCUGGUGUUCAUCGAUCAUUGGGCGUUCAUGUUAGUAAGGUUCGAUCACUCACAUUGGAUCAUCUUGAUUCUGAACAAAUACAAGUGAUGCUUGGUUUGGGUAACACUGUCAUCAAUAAAAUAUACCUUCAGAAAUGGCCUUUGUUAGAAUGUCAGAAUGCUGACCAUAAUGAAAGUAAUUCAAGCGAAGAUUCCACCGAGUUCAGUUCCGAAUCUCUGUCAAGUGAGCAUCGGGAAAAUGAAAAUCUUUUAUCCGUAUCACCUAAUCAAUCAAAUACUCAACUUGUUUUGGAAGAAAUCAAUCCAAAAAGUGAUCGUAAUAAACGUGAAAAAUGGAUCAAAGCCAAAUAUUUAGACAAACUUUUUGUCAACAAAAAAAUCAAUAUUGACACGACCAAAGACCAAAACAAUAUGUUUAAUAUGGAAUUUAAUUAUACUAGCAAUUUUCAGUCUCAGAUUCUUCAAUUCAUUGAACAACAAAAUUGUAAUGAAAAUUCAAAUCAAAUUGAUUUAAGUGGUCAAUAUUUCAACUUGUUACUUUAUGAAGCAUCCGCUCUAAAUGAUUUGAAAACAAUGGCAUACGCAUUAGCAGCCGGUGCUUCAAUCAAUUGGCAGAAUUACUAUGAUCAUAAUCGUACUCCAUUGUUUCAGGCUGUAUCAAAAGGAACGAUGACCACAUCUGAAUAUUUGCUUUUGAAUGGAGCAAAAUGUAAUAUUCAAGAUGAUAACGGAUGUACUCCUUUACAUCAUGCUACUCGAAAUUCAAAUACUGGACAAGUGUGUCUACUAUUAAAACGUGGAGCCGACCCAUCGAUCACAAAUCAAUCAGAUGAGGAUGCUUUGUCAAUAGCAUUGGAUAAAGCUUGUGCAGAUAUUGUAACAGUCUUGCGUUUAAAAAAACUAAAAGAUGAAAUGAGAAAUGAUGAACUUGGUUCACAAAGCGAUGAUACAUUCAACGAAGUUGUCAGAGAUUUCUCACGUUACCAAAUAAUGUCCGAGUCAUCGUUAAAGCAGAAUGAAGAUCGAUGAUGAAAAAUUGUGAUAUAAAUUAUAAAAAUUGAAUACAAUUUUGAUAUAAAAUGGAUUUUAUUUGAUAUUAUAAUAAAAAUAAAACAUUUUAAGGUAAA
Molecule: messenger RNA, 2708 nt
Organism: Dermatophagoides pteronyssinus (European house dust mite)
Lineage: Eukaryota; Metazoa; Arthropoda; Arachnida; Sarcoptiformes; Pyroglyphidae
Product: arf-GAP with coiled-coil, ANK repeat and PH domain-containing protein 2-like
Cellular component (GO): cytoplasm
Molecular function (GO): GTPase activator activity; protein binding
Source: RefSeq, a predicted model, not a curated record